Molecule: messenger RNA, 438 nt
Organism: Magnolia sinica
Lineage: Eukaryota; Viridiplantae; Streptophyta; Magnoliopsida; Magnoliales; Magnoliaceae
Product: calcium-binding protein CML37-like
Exons: 1
Coding region: 1-438 (145 amino acids)
Biological process (GO): chloroplast organization; regulation of DNA-templated transcription
Cellular component (GO): chloroplast
Molecular function (GO): double-stranded DNA binding; calcium ion binding
Source: RefSeq, a predicted model, not a curated record
AUGCUAAAACACACCCCUAAGAACCCAGAUUCUGUCCUCACCUUCUUCAAAUCUCAUGGGUUCUCAAAAACUCAUAUCAAAUCCCUCAUCGCCACAACUCCAAAACUCUUCUCCGCGAAUCCUGAGUCCAUCUCAAGGCCCAAGAUCCAAAACUUCAAAGACAAGGGCCUCUCUGAAUCCGAUGUUGUGGCACUCAUCGUUUCAAAUCCUCACAGCUUAACCCCUAGCCUUAUUCACAUGCAUAAAACCGGUGUUGUCUUCCGCUACUUGGACGAAAAUGGAGAUGGGAAGAUCUCUGCUGCAGAAUUAGGGAGCUACAUGAGGACCAUUGGGGAGGAUCUGUCGGUGGAGGAUUCGGAAGCGGUGGUCGAGUCCAUCAACUCGGACGGAGACGGGAUGUUGGGUUUUGAGGACUUUGUUAGAUUGAUUGAAGUUUAG